Messenger RNA from Aspergillus oryzae RIB40, 1548 nucleotides. RefSeq lists its product as uncharacterized. Gene Ontology annotation, cellular component: membrane. The record is from RefSeq and is a predicted model, not a curated record. Gene Ontology annotation, molecular function: transmembrane transporter activity. Gene Ontology annotation, biological process: transmembrane transport. Bases 1 to 1548 code for a protein of 515 amino acids. NCBI's taxonomy places the organism in Eukaryota, Fungi, Ascomycota, Eurotiomycetes, Eurotiales, Aspergillaceae. The transcript is spliced from 3 exons.
AUGGAGAUUCGUGCAGACAGUGAAACUAGUCAAGACAGCCAAACAAAGUCUGACCAGCAAUGCACACCUGAUACGGUCCAGCUCGAGCAACUUGGGCGGCAGCGCCCGGCUAUAUUUGCUAACAAUGUUAUAGAAAUAGGAUUCUGUUUCUCAUUGCUGGCAUCCAUGCUUCUAGCGGAAUACUUUAUCAGCGGAUUCAACACGAUCCUACCGGUCUUGACAGAUGCACUGGACAUACCGGAAGAGGCGAAGACUUGGCCUGCAAGCGUGUUCUCUUUGGUCACCGGUGCAUUCCUAUUACCAGCUGCUCGCCUUGCCGAUAUAUUCGGUGCCCAUAUCGUCUUCAAUUCCGGCUUGAUUUGGUAUUUUAUCUGGUCCUUGAUCGGCGGCUGCAGUAAAAACUACAUGAUGAUGAUAUUCUGCCGUGCGCUACAAGGAUUAGGACCCGCGGCCUACUUACCGGCUGGCAUCAUGCUGAUCGGAACAAUCUAUCGGCCUGGCCCUCGCAAAAACCUUGUCUUUAGUCUGUAUGGAGCCUUCUCGCCGUUAGGAUUUUAUUCGGGUAUAGCAGUUAGCGGGCUUUCUGGGCACUACCUCACAUGGAGGUGGUACUUUUGGAUAGGUGCCAUAAUGCUCUUUGUUGUGUCAAUCAUCUCGCUACUCUCUCUGCCAUCAGUUAAGUCGUCAAGUGACUCAAAAAUGGAUUGGUGGGGAUGCGCAACCAUCAUCCCGGGGUUAUUGUUGCUAGUGUACGCUAUCACAGAUAGUACUCACGCUCUAGAUGGUUGGCGAACCCCAUACAUACUUGUCACGUUCAUCCUGGGCAUUCUGUUUCUCUGUGCCGCAUUCUACGUGGAGGGCUGGGUCGCUUCGUCGCCAUUACUUCCAUUCGAUAUAUUCAAAGUAAAGUAUAUGACACCGCUGUUCACAUCGCUACUCUUUCAAUACGGUGUAUUCGGUGUCUAUCUCUUCUACGCGAACUUUUAUAUCCAAACAAUCCUCGGCAAAGACACACUAAUAACCACAGCAUGGUUCGCACCAAUGGCCGCCGGCGGCCUCAUCCUAGCCACAGCCGGUGGAUUCACGCUACACUUUAUCCCAGGAAAGCUCCUCCUUAUAAUAUCUGGGUUGGGGUAUCUUGUAGCCAUGCUGUUAUUCGCCCUCAUACCCGAAAAUCCCAACUAUUGGGCCUACAUCUUCCCCGCAAUGAUUGGGACAACCGUCGGGUGCGACAUUACAUACAGCGUCAGCAAUAUCUUCAUCACUACCAACUUACCCAAGGAUAGACAAGGGGUAGCUGGUGCUGUCAUCAAUACUACUGUUUUUGUUGGUAUCAGUCUUUUUCUGGGGGUGGCUGAUCUGACGGUGUCUGAAACUACGUAUCUCGGUUUGAAGGGUAGUUAUAAGGCUGCUUUUUGGUUUGGGGUGGCUUGUGCGGGUGUUGCUCUGGUUUUCUUGUUAUUCAUUAAGAUGGGGAAGGCGGAGAGUGAUCUUACUGUGGAGGAGAAGGAGCAGUUGCGGGCUUCUGUGGCGGAUGGUGAGGUUUAA